Messenger RNA from Ilyonectria robusta, 678 nucleotides. RefSeq lists its product as uncharacterized. The coding region runs from base 1 to 678 and encodes 225 amino acids. Lineage: Eukaryota; Fungi; Ascomycota; Sordariomycetes; Hypocreales; Nectriaceae. The transcript has 2 exons. The record is from RefSeq and is a predicted model, not a curated record.
AUGGGUAUAAGAAUGAUAGACCCCUCGCCGCAGACUGAUAGUUUCCAGUUAUAUUCUUCGAGGGAGCGAGAGUUCUCGACAACAGACUUUAACUUUGAGGGUUCUCAAGCCUCCCUCAUCCCAUAUUACGACUCGGUACGCACCUUCAUUAGGAACCGUCAUGUUCCUCGGAAAGACGACGCAUUUGCUGGCUAUUACUACGCAGCAUACGAGACCCAAGAGUGCGGUGACAAUGGAAGCCAAUCUGAUGAAGUAUUAGUGUCUACCUCGGCUUUUAGCUCUGCAGAGAAUGCGACCGAACCUUCUCACGAGCGAGAGUCCAGAUCGAGACAGCCAACUGUGGUGGAUUGCGCACCAACAGGGCGGUUCUCCCUAUCUGAAGACCAAUCUGCAACUGAGGAGGCCACCGUGACUGAGAAGAUGCCAACAGCAGUCGAGAUUUUAUCGGACAUGCAACCCCUAGUCACCAACUGUUCGAUAAACGACACUGGCUCCCUUGAACCGCCCACCAGAAACCAUCUAGUAAUGGAUGAGAACGUCGAGAGCCAUACUCAAAAACACCCUUUUCAUCCAGGUCACCGAGGUUUAUCGAUUCUUUCAUCUGUCACCAGCACACCCGACUCUCUACAGAGUCCUAUUGGCGGGUCGACCGGGCUUUCCAGUAGUGACAUUUAUUAG